GCUUUUCCCGUGCGCCACCUCUUCCAUUAUAUUAUUAUCAUUACUAUUGUAUUCACGUUAUUUUCUUCCCCUUCUUCUCGCACUACCAUCACAGUCGAACUCGUCGAAGCGCCGUUGUAAAUUUUUUAAAUGAUAACAGUAAAUUCGCCAUGUUUGUAGUUGUUGUGUGUCCGUUUGAUUAGAGUGAUUUUUCUGUUAUUAUUUUUCAUACGGAAAAAUUCUAUGCAUGUAAAAACUAUUAGUGUAAUUGUGCGAUUACUAUUUCAUUUUCCCCUAAGUUUUCGUUCCUCCAGAAUCAGUUGAAUAUUCACGAUUGGCCGUCCCCUUUCGCGGCUGGAUUUCGUUUGCGUAUCCUGAGGAUUUUCACUAUGGUACUAAUUGGUUUCGGCCGACUGAAAGCUCACUGACCAUUCCGACUAAACCCGUUCACCGAAUAGUGAGCUCGACAUGAGCUGGUGUUCAACGACUGUCGAGACGAUCAACGUCCUGGGUAAUGAUUACUAAUGCGUUUUAUUUUUUUUAUUUUUUCUGUUUUUACUGCCGCAUAAUUAAUCCAGGUUAUUUGUCUAACUGGGUCAAAACAUAAUUUACACUUAGGUUUUUGGUCAUUGACGUCACGAUAAUAUUAUGGACGAAAAGAUCAAACAAGAAGAUUGUAAUCUGGAGCUCGAUGCUCCAACAGUGAUCUCUGAAAAGGGUGUGUUGUUAAGGACAAGUGCUAGAGUUUCUAAAAAGUUACGUAUGACACCGGCGUCUACUUCACCUGGACCCAGUUUCCCUAAAAUAGGUUUGUGAAUUGCCUACAUAUCACAGAGUAGGUGUUUAAAUUAUAUUUAUUUAUGUAUUUGUUCAGACUCGAACGAUGCUACUCCGGUUUUCAAGUCUUCGAAAAUUAAACGCGAGUUAUGGUCAGCCGAGGAUACUAAUUCAUUUUUUGACGGUUUAAAUGAAUUUGGGAAAGAUUUUGAAUCCAUCCAAUGGUUUAUGGUUAACAGAGCUAAACGUAAAGGAGGUUCUUGUGAACAAGCUGUUAAGAGUAAAGAACAAUUAAGGUAUUUUUACUAUCGAAUGUGGCACAAAAUUUCCAAAUAUAUAGAAUUUCCCAAAGGUAAAUUACUCUACCUAUUAGAAUAAUGUAUACAAUGUAUUUACUUUGUUGCAUUUUUGUAGAAAUGCAAAAAGUAGUACAAGAACUCUAUGGACUAAUUAAUUAUGGUGAACUUAAACGAAGAAUAGGAUUUUCUAAUGAUAAAAACUGGUCUAAAUUGUAUGAAAUGAUUUAUCAUGGUUCAACUAAAGUUAGAAGCAAAGGCAAACUGUGGAAAGUUAAAACACCACAUUGUCGAGCUCUGAGGAAGCUCAAUUUUCUUGAAGGUAUAAUAGUUGUUUAAAUAUUUUUAAUUAUAGUUUGAUGCAAGUGUUGUAAUACAAUUUGUAUUUUAUAUUUUUUUCAGAUACUAUAGGAGACUUAAAACUACCUGGUAAAGUGAGUGUGGAAUUGAGGCCACGUGAUAUGGAUACAUGGGCUUUAGUGCAGUCACUAGCAAUGAAUCCUCGUAUUAGAGCAACACUUGAGUUACAAAAACCAUUAUCAAUGCUUUUGGGAUAUUUAGAAAAUAGAUGGCAAACAGAAAAUAGAAAACUUGUAUCCUUUUAAUUUGUAACUUAGUUAAAAUGUUCACUCGACUGUUCAUAUAAUAUAAACUAAAAAAAAAUCUUUAUUUUUGUAACAUAAUUUGUAUUUCAAUUAAAUUUCCUGAAACAUUAAAUUUUUAGCGUGAACAGAUACACAGAGUUAAAACACAAACUGAAGUUGAUCAAGAAUCUAAAAGAAUCUUAAGAGUAGCACCAGCUACUGGAGUUAAUAUUACUCCUAUCAGUGUAAAUUUCCACGAUAUUGAAAAUACAAAUGUUAGUUUAUUAGCACAUAGAAAUACUCAUGGAAUUUCCAAAGAAUCUGUUGAGUCUAUCCUUCAAAAGGUAAUAUUACAAAUUUUCUAUAUUGUACAUUUAUUGUAGGUGUAUAAAACAUUGUUUUUUUAGGUUCCUUCUACCAAAGUACAAAAACCAUAUGUCAAACGGGUGCGCACAGAAACUAUUAAUUUAGCAUCUGGUUCAUCAGGAAAUCAAGAUAGUAGUUUAACCACAUGCCUUCCUACAAUGUUCUCAACAGUAAUAGAUGCACCUUAUGAGGGAGAAAAAGGAUUGGAUAUACUCUUGUCAAGUCCUCCGAAAAAUGAUCCAGUUAUUUCAUCACAUGAUCAAGAAAAAGAAAAAAAGGAAGAAUUUAUUGCUAGAGUGAAACAAGGAUGGACAUUAGCUAAUGUUGAAUCUAUUAAAAUUGGAGAACUUUAUCUCAUAGUAAUAUUAUUUUAAUAUAAUUUAUAAUAUCCUUAAUGUAUAAUAUAUUUGUACAUGUAAUUAUAGUUGAUUUUUUUUUUUUUUAGUGUGGUAGUGAGUCCAAAAUACAACUUGAGUAUUGGUUUGAAGAUUGUGUUGAAGCUACCAGUCAAAAUAGAUUAUCCCAAUCACUCAAUAAACUCAUCUCGAUUGCUCAGUUUAAUAGUUUAACUACUUCUAAAGUAACAUUUUUUUAAAUAUAAUUUUUAUUUUCGACAUAAAUUUAGUUAACCUAAUGUUUUAUGGAAUUUCUAGGGUUGUACUUGUGGUUCUGCAAAUAAUAAACCACAUAGUUUGACGAGACAAACGGAGGUUAAAUUAUAUACUCAAUUAUAUUAUUAUUAUCUAAUAAAACCAUAAAUACAUUUGUUUUUAUUGUUAUAAUUAGAGUAAAAUGGAUGUAGAUCAAAAUCAGCAUGGUGCAUAUUCAUUAGUUAGUGGCUGUAAAGUUAUGGUUCAUCCAUCUUCUGUAUUUCGACGACCCAUGCAGCCAAAACCUUUACAUUCAACUGGUUCAUUUAAAGCUCAACUUGAUGUAAGUUUGUUAUUUGUACAGAUUCAUUUUUGAAUUUAAUUAAUAAAUAAACAUUUAAAAUUCAUGUUUUUAGAAACUUCAACCAAGGUAUUGUAAUCGAACAGGUCGACCUGGUAAUAAACAUGUAGGCAUUGUUCAAAAACUUUUACCAUUACAACCAAAGACCAGUUUGACUAUUGUGCAAACAUCUAACUUCAGGCCCAUUGUACCAGCAAUUAAAUCUGAACAAAAUCAAAAUGUUGAGAUUGUUCAAUGUGAUAUUGAUAAAGUAGAUCAAGUCUUACUUUCACCAAAAAGUUUGUACAAUUCUCAUUUAAUUGCGUUUUGUUUAAAUGGAAAAAUGUAAUUUUCUUUAACAAUCAAUCAAUGUUAGUAAAUCAAAAUGUCAAUAUUAGACUUAUGACACCUCAAUUUAGAUGUAGAUUUUUAUUUCAUAAUAGCCCUUACUUUAAUUAGCAUUUUAUAUGUAAUUAUGUUAGAAGCCUGUCAUAUUAUAAUGUACACAGGCGCAAAUUGGCCCGCCGGAUUACCGGGCAUUUCCCUAUGGGCCCUUCUCAUAUAGGUUCUUGAUUUAUAUACAUUUUUCUUCUUCUAUUUCCUUUAAUUACCUAUUAUAACUUUGAUUUCUGAGGUAGGUUGUUAGGUAAGCCACGAUUACACUGAGCGAUUUUACUCACUGCAACUAAAGUCGCUCAAUGUAAUCGUUCUAGUCGCUUACUCGCCACAUGUUGAAUACUUGCUACUCGCCCGCGAUUAAAGUUGAUGGCCGCGCUAUUUUAUUCGCUAGUCGCUGGCGUUUUUACAUUCCAGCGAGUAAAAUCACUCUAUAUGUAAUUGCCCUAGCUGGCAAAAUCGUUAGUGUGUCAGCUAGUAAUGACUGGUCAGGAAACGAAUGAAUUAUCUAUAUCAAUGACAACUUCUUGUCACAUGUAUAUCACAUGAAUGCUUGUGCGUGACUAGUGAGCGAGCAAAUUUAAUUGCUAAAUGUAAUUGGAGAAGUCGCUACUCGCUCAAAAAAUUCCUGAAUAUACAUAAAUUUAUAUGAUGUGCAUAAAAUAUUUAACACAUUGACUGCAGACAUGUUUUUGAAGUUAACACUCCAGUACUUGCGUAUUUUUUUUUUUCAUCAAAUUUAAUUUUGAAACAAAGAAAAUAGUUUUUAUACCUAUUUAAUAACACAUAAAAUAUAUUUCUUUCAAGUUUUAACUUGUAAACUUUCACAGGUUUCAACUAUAUAUUCAACUUUCACUAUUUCUUAUCCCAUUUUUUAAACACAGUGACAUCACAGUGAUAAAAGAAUAAGUUUUAUGUAUAAACAACAAUUGAACAAUAGCGUUAAAAGGAAAAAACCAGUCUUUUAAAAAUAACAAAAAACUGCUCUCUUGUGGUUAUACAUUUAAUACAUUUUUUAAAAUACCCAUUUAAUCGCACUAACUAAUAAUCAAGUAUUCAGCAACGCGGAGGAAAUAAUAAACAAUUUACAUCAAAUGUAUAAUGGACACCAAAAUGGCGUCAAACGCGUUGCUCAUAUUACCAAUUGGUGUUGGUACGCAGUUAAUGUGUUCAACAAUUGAAUAUUUUAUUAAUAAAAAAUUAAAACUUAAUAAUUUAAACAAUUUUUUUUUAGAAGACUGGGAACCCCCAGAUGAAGAUAUUCCUGACGAUGUAAGUAUCACUUCAUCGGCCAUCAAUAGAUUAAUAAUGGACAUACCACUGACGUCCAUGAGUGAACUCUCCACAUCUAAUUUCUCUGGUUUAUUGACAAGCUGUAAUAGUUCAACUUCUGUUAAUCUAACAACACCAUCCACUAGUCCUUCUAGACUUUUGAAGGAUGACGGCAAUCAGUGGAUGAAUCCAGAUGUAUGUCAAAUUAUAAUUGUUCUCGAUAAUUAUUAAUAAAUAUUAAUUAAAUUUAAUAUUAUAAUAAAUUAUUAAGAUCCAGAUUGCUUAUUAUUAUUUUUAAUAAUUAAAUAAUACAAUCUGUUAUUUUAGAUGGACUUUUCAUUGAGUAGUUUCUUGGGUCACCUAGAGCCAACAACUGAAUUAACGAAGAAUGAUGAUCAAAAAGUUAUUUCAAAUGAUGUAAGUUAUUAGGAAAAGUUGAAUAAAUACUUUUUUGAAUUAUAUUUAUUAUAACCAUUUCAAUAUAUUUUUUUGAUUAAAAAAUUUCAUUAAUAAUUUUAAUGUAAUCAAAUAAUUAUAUUGUUGGUUUAAUUAAAAUUGUUAAAAUAGGUAGAAGCUCAAUUUCAAUGUCUUAUGAGUGAAAAUAGUGUGGACUACACUGCUAAGUUUGCAGAUUUAGCAGCACGAAUGGCUGCAAGCAAUAAUAACUGCCAAUAACUUUGGUUAUUGUAAUUAUUUAAACUAUCUAAUACCUAUUAUAUUAUUGAUCUAUUUAUUGAGUUUUAAGUUAACCUUUAACGACUUUAACAAUGUUUUGUUAUUUAUAUUAUUUUUUUUUUUUGACGUUAUUUAUUUAA
This is a messenger RNA of Cinara cedri, 5415 nucleotides long. The record is from the annotation of a GenBank genome assembly. Lineage: Eukaryota; Metazoa; Arthropoda; Insecta; Hemiptera; Aphididae.